AGAAAGAAGCAUUCAGUUCCUGAACAUACUAUUGUAAUCUUGCACGAAGAAGAGAUGGUGGGACAGGUUUUAUUUUUGAUUACCAUUUUUAUGGGUUUCGCUUUCUGCUCCGGGAGAUGCAGCGAUGUUUACACCAGGAGCGAUUUCCCUAAGGGAUUCCUCUUCGGAUCCGCUUUUUCUGCUUUUCAGUGGGAAGGAGCUGUUGAUGAAGAUGGAAGGAAGCCUAGCAUCUGGGAUUCAUUCGUUAACUCUGAUGCUGGACCUCCCUUUGUUAUAGACUGUGAUGGGUAUCAUAAAUAUAAGGAGGACGUAAGGCUGAUGUAUGACAUGGGUUUGGAUGCAUUCCGGCUCUCCAUCUCGUGGCCUCGGCUUAUACCAAGUGGAAGAGGUCCUGUGAAUCCAAAGGGUUUACGCUUCUACAAAAACCUCUUAAAUGAGCUCACAAGGCAUGGAAUUGAACCACAUGUUACGUUGUAUCACAAUGAUCUCCCUCAGGUUCUUGAAGAUGAAUACGGAGGAUGGAUUGACCGCAAAAUCAUAGAUGACUUCACAGCUUUUGCAGACGUUUGCUUCAGAGAGUUUGGGAACUCAGUGAAACUAUGGUCGACAGUUAAUGAGCCCAAUAUGCUAGCAAUGGGAGGUUAUGACUUGGGAGCUUCAGCUCCUAAGCCAUAUAUUGCACUCCAUAACAUGUUACUUGCACACGCAUCUGUGGCGAGAUUGUAUAAGCAAAAGUAUAAGGAAAAACAGAAUGGCUCUGUAGGUAUAACAUGUUUUGCACACUGGAUGGUUCCGUUUACAAGCUCUGAAGAGGACAAUAUUGCAACUCAGAGAGCCAAAGAUUUCUCAUUAGGCUGGGUUAUGCACCCACUGGUGUUUGGAGACUAUCCUGAAGCAAUGAAGAAUAUCGUUGGAAAGAGAUUGCCAAGUUUUUCUAAAGAAGAAUCAGAUCUUGUUAAAGACUCAUCUGACUUCUUGGGAAUCAUACACUACACAACAUUGUGUGUCGCACAUAAAUCCAAAUCCCGCAACAAAGAUUAUUUAUCAGACAUGAGGGCUUCACUAAUCCCCUUUGGGAAUUCUACAUUUAUCAAGUUUGAUGUGCUUCCAUGGGGUCUUGAAGAACUGUUGGAAUACAUAAAGCAAAACUAUGGCAAUCCUCCGGUCUACAUUCUUGAAAAUGGUCGACCUACAAACCACUAUUCAUCGCUUAACGACGUGGAAAGAGUUGAAUAUCUUCAUGCAUAUAUUGCUGCUGUGCUCAAUUCAGUGAGGAAUGGGUCAGAGACAAGAGGCUACUUCCAGUGGUCGUUCAUGGAUUUAUACGAAUUUCUUAGUUACAAUCACACGUAUGGAUUAUACUAUGUGAAUUUCAGCGAUCCAGAACGUAAAAGAUCUCCGAAAACAUCUGCUCUUUGGUACACCGCUUUUCUCAAAGGGAAGACACAAGAGCCGAUGAACCUCACGCUAUCUUCUUCUUCUGGAUUUUCUACUCAAUAAAAUAGAAAUUUAUGCAUGUGUGUAAAUAUAUAAAUGAAGCCGGGGGAAGUCCUAGGGUUUAGAAAUCUUAAUGUUUAGUCAAUAACAAAGAAGAGGAAGGCGAGGAUCUUUGCAAGAUGUUGCUGGUUUGAAGAUUCAAGAUGCUUUUAAAUAUU
Molecule: messenger RNA, 1655 nt
Organism: Eutrema salsugineum
Lineage: Eukaryota; Viridiplantae; Streptophyta; Magnoliopsida; Brassicales; Brassicaceae
Product: beta-glucosidase 3
Exons: 12
Coding region: 55-1500 (481 amino acids)
Biological process (GO): carbohydrate metabolic process
Molecular function (GO): beta-glucosidase activity
Source: RefSeq, a predicted model, not a curated record